Marchantia polymorpha subsp. ruderalis is the source of this 588-nucleotide messenger RNA. Lineage: Eukaryota; Viridiplantae; Streptophyta; Marchantiopsida; Marchantiales; Marchantiaceae. The record is from the annotation of a GenBank genome assembly.
AUGUCAAAGCAACUUGAACCGCAUGGCAUCAAACUUGGACUCCGGUCGGACGAUUGGGACAUUAGACGAAUGCAUGUGGUUCCCACGAACUUGCCCGUGAGCCACAUACCGUGUAGGGAACCCUGGAGCAAGUUGUCAGAAACUCAGAAACAUUUCGUUCAUCACUUUGCCCGAGCGUCAUGGUCAGGAUCUCGUAUCUGCGCCCGUCAGAUUUCAGAGGAGAGUCCAGAUAUACUGAGGCUCUUGAUGUUACUGCUUUCGUCGACCGAAGUAUCGGACUUGAAACGAAGGUGUCACGUUGCGAGGGUGACUCCAGAGGAAUGGGACUUCUUCAUCGCUUACGCCAUAUGUUUCUUGACCAAUAUGGGAAAUUACCUGGCGUUCGGAGACAUGAAGAUCGUCCCGGGCAUACCCGAGCAUCAACUGGAGGUCAUCGUAGGCGUUUGCCCGCUACAGGAUGAAAGAAAGAGGAGAUUAUUGGAUCUGUGGGAGAAAACAAGGAAACGAAUCUACUCUCUCUCACCCGGUGAGACGCUCAUGACAACAGUGCCGAAUCAUGUAACUCUGCGUGCAGGCCUGAAGUCUUAA